AGGCUGCGCACCUCGCGCGUCUUAUCAUCCGUUUCCAUUUCCAAGAACUGAUCCUCCACGAGCACUGAGUGAUGAAACGGAAAAGAGCGUAUACCUGUCACUACAGAAAUGAGUGAGUCGUCGUCAGUUCAUUCUGUGAAGCUUCUCUCGUUGGCCCGCUCCCUGUCCGGGAUCGGGCGCGAUGCCGCCAAUGGAGGGGCCAUCGUCCCACCUGACGUCCAGGACCCCCCCCACCCGGAUUCCGGCAUUGAACUAGGCCCUGGGCUGUUUUUCUCUGAUGGCAAGAGGAAAGUUGACUACGUCCUUUGCUACAAAUACAAGAAAAGGCGAUCCUCCAAGCCUCGCCUCUCCAUUGUGUCCAAUGGGAGUGUACCAAUAGUGAUCCCGGGCCAAUGGGAGACGGAGGCAGAGGCGCCUUCAGGAGAUGUGGAGGAGUCGAAGCUGUCCGAGGAGGAGAAGGCUUUUAUGAGGGAGGAGUUUGAGGCGGGGCUGCUGGAUGCUGGACUACAGAUAGAGCGCGAUAAAGAGAGGCCAAAUGGAUUCAUCAGCUUCUGCCGGCUGCACAUCCCGUGGCCGAUACUCAGUCGAGAAGCAGAACUUCAGAAGAUUAAAGUUGCUGUGAAAAAGAAGUGUGAGCUGCGGAAACGGACGGGCAUCGCUGGGAUUUGGGACUCCAUCGUGAACAAAGUCAGCACGCCGUUUCAACCCAACGUCCCAGAGUUCGACGUCCUCAGGGACUCGGAGACGCGCACCCACCUCAAAACCCUCAAGCACCCUUUCAUCCGAGACAAGCUUCACCUGUAUGACAUCCAAGCAACAGAAACAUUAUUUGAUAACAACACGCGCAGCAGAAUAGUGGCUGAGAUUAUUUCCCGCAUUACCUGCAGACAAACUAUCCAAACCACUGGCAUCAACUCGUUAUUGGCUCGGGGGGUCUACGACUCGGCUUUCCCUCUGCAUGAUGGGUCGUUCACAAGGAGAGGACGGAGAGAUCAGCGGAAUGACAGACAGCUCCUGCAUGAAGAAUGGGCUAACUAUGGAGUAAUGCAUAAAUACCAGCCUGUGGACCUGAUCAGGAAAUACUUUGGAGAGCAGAUUGGUUUGUACUUUGCCUGGCUGGGUGUUUAUACUCAGCUCCUCAUCCCUCCCUCUGUCUUGGGCAUCAUUGUCUUCCUGUACGGCAUUUUCACUGUGGACGCCAAUGUACCGAGUCAGGAGACGUGUGACGACAACCUGAACAUCACCAUGUGUCCCCUGUGCGACGGAGUGUGUGACUACUGGCUUCUCAGCACCGUGUGCUCACUGGCCCGGACCUCAUACCUGUUUGACAAUGGAGUCACUGUCCUCUUCGCUAUUUUCAUGUCUCUGUGGGCUGCCUGUUUCCUGGAGCACUGGAAAAGGCGGCAGAUGUGUCUGAAACAUACCUGGGACCUGACCAGCUUGGAGGAUGAGGAGGAGAGAGUCCAGGAGGAGCUGAGGCCUGAAUAUGAAGAAGCUCUGCAGGAGAAAAAGGCGAAGAUGAAAUCACAGUCGAAGAAGAAGAUGAAUCAGGCUGGAGAGGGUGCAGACAGAGAGACUGAGCAGAUGCUGGCCUCUCAGCAAGAGCCUGAGUCUCUGGACAUUGAGGAUCAUCUGUCAGGUUUCUUCAUCAAUGUGUCCACAUUACUGCUACUGAUCUUCGUGACCUUCUCGGCCGUGUUUGGUGUGGCGGUUUACCGCAUCUGCAUGUUGAGCGUGUGGUCCAUGAACCCCGAUCCUGAGGCCAAGGCCAGCGUGAGGAUGACCGUCACGACCACGGGCAUCAUCCUCAACAUGCUGGUCGUUCUGGUCCUGGAGGAGGUCUAUGGAGCAAUCGCUGUGUGGCUCACUGAACUGGAACUCCCGAAGACGAAGGAAGAAUUUGAAGAGCGGCUGAUCUUCAAGUCGUUCUUUCUCAAAUCCAUGAACGCCUUUGCACCUAUUUUCUAUGUGGCCUUCUUCAAGGGCAGGUUUGCUGGGCGGCCUGGUGAUUAUGUUUAUGUCUUUGGACACUAUCGAAUGGAGGAAUGUGCUCCUCCAGGCUGCCUCAUUGAGCUUUGCAUCCAGCUCAGCAUGAUCAUGCUUGGGAAGCAGCUAAUUCAAAAUAACGUCUUUGAGGUCCUCAUACCAAAGCUGAAAAAGAUGUACAGAACAAUGCAGGAGGAAAAGGGAAAGAAAAGAGCCGCAAAAGAUGAGGAGAAUGAAGCAGAAGAGAGGAGACCAAAACAACAGUUUGACAAAGAUUUCACUCUUGAACCAUUUGAGGGUGUCACCCCCGAGUACAUGGAGAUGAUAAUCCAGUACGGGUUUGUGUCUCUGUUCGUGGCCUCCUUCCCGCUGGCACCAGCGUUUGCUCUGCUCAACAACGUCAUCGAGAUUCGCCUCGACGCUGCAAAAUUUGUCACUGAGAUCCGGCGGCCCGAUGCUGUGAGGUGUAAAGACAUAGGGAUUUGGUACAACAUUCUCUGUGGAAUCAGCAAGUUCUCUGUCAUUACCAAUGCGUUUGUCAUCUCCUUCACGUCAGAGUUUGUUCCACGAAUGGUUUACCAGUACAUGUACAGUGUGAACGGCACCAUGAACGGCUACACCGAGCACUCGCUGUCCUACUUUAAUGUCAGCAACUUCCCAGUGGGCACCGCACCCACCACCACCCUCAUCUCAGGAGUCACCAUGUGCAGGUAUAAGGACUACAGAGACCCACCGUGGGCAUCAGACGCCUACACCUUCUCAAAACAGUACUGGUCCGUCCUGGCAGCAAAACUAGCCUUUGUAAUAUUCUUCCAGAACCUCGCCAUGUUCCUCAGCAUGUUGGUCGCCUGGAUGAUCCCAGACGUGCCGCGCUCACUGAGGGAACAGCUGAAGAAAGAGAACAUGAUGCUGAUGGAGUUUCUGCUGAAUCAAGACCAGGAAGCACGUGCCAAAUCCCCUAUACCUAAAGGCUCCAUCCCCUGCUUCCCCCCCAACAUAGACAUUGUGGUAGAGGCGCCUCUAGAAGAGCAAGAGGAAGAGGAGGAGGAGAAGGAGGAGAAGAAGGAGGAAGAGGCGAUUGAGGUCAAUGUUGAGGAACCAAGAGAGAGGAGCGACAGUGGUCCCGAGUUAGGAAAGACAUUCAGAGAAGAUGAAGAAAAUAGACGAAUAGUGAGCGAGGGUGAAGCAGAGGACGAUGGGGGAGAGAUGGAUGGGGGAGCAAAGGCUGAAGAUGGAGAAAAAAAUGAGGAUUGUGGAAAGGGAGAGGAUGAGCAAGAGGAGGUGGAGAAUAAAGAGGAAGAAGGCCAAAAAAAGGAAGAAGAGAAUGAGGCAGAUGAGAUGAAUUUCAGCGUUGAUCUGGACACCCUCAUGGGCGAGCUGGGCCUGCUAGAUGAGGAACCAUCGACGAGCAAAGCUAUGGACACAGGGUUUCCUCCUUCAGGCUCUCCACAGGAAUACCAGAGGGACCAGGAGCCUCCGUCACAUCCGACAUCUCAAAUGGGCUCCUGUGAGAGUGUGAAGGCCUCCAGUGCUGAUGUGACAACACCAGAUACAAACACAUCGCUUUUCUCACUGAUCGCUCCUCCUCCCAGAGAACCAGGCUCACGGGCGAAGGCUCGUUGCUCCACCCUGCCUUCCAUUCACAGAGGGUCCGAGACCUGUUACAGCCUGCCGAGGCCCAGCCACUCUACCAGCCUCACCAGGCUCCAGCCGCCGGCCUCACUCGCUCCUCUGAUUCCCCUGCAGGAGUUGUCGCUAUCUGCCUCGUCCAGCCCGUACUCUCCCCCCUGCACUCCAGUGUCACCUUCACCCACACAGUCCCACUCAGUCAACUCUGAGUCCCCACAGCACACAGCCCCCAGCGAACUGUUUGCACUGAAGGGCCCUCCACCCCAAAAGCCACGCUCCAGAGGCAAAGCCCGGUGCUCCACCCUGCCGCCGCGACAAAGAGCCCCCAGUCCCGAGGGGCACUCCACCAAGCCUAGCCACUCCACCAGCUUCACAAAGCUGGAAGGCCGCAUCCCCCCCUCCCCGAGCGAACUGAAGCGCAACUCGCCGAUAUGAGGAGAGCUUGAAGGGACAGAGGGUGACAGAGGGAGGGAGAGGGCUAUGCAGAUUAGCCUCUCCUGUCUGUUCCUGGAGCCUCACUCCUGAAGAGAGACCAUCCGGAUCAAUGGACCUCCUUUCUAUCCUCUUAAUGUUCACAGAGAUAUUCCUACCGCUCAGUGGUUUAGGGCUGAUCCUGACAAGGGAGGUGCUGGACAAUUCAGAGAAAGACUGCUCUGAAACUCCCCUUGCUAUGCCCAAAGAAAACACCUCCUCAACAUUAAUUAUUUGUACUCUUUUCUUGAUUUUUGGUUGACUUGUUAUUACCGACACCUCACAUACUCACUAGCCACAGCUCCUCUGUUAUUUUCAGUCCUAUACAUGCAGCAGUGCUGCCGUGUAGACCAGAGGAAGACGGAGAUGUAUACGGCACAGUUAGUCUCACCAAAUAAUGCUUGUAGAUCAACUGUUUAUUUUUAGAGGUUUUGAUAUAUAAAAAAAUGUGAAAAAUUAUAAUAAAA
Platichthys flesus (European flounder) is the source of this 4553-nucleotide messenger RNA. It is a transcript of the gene ano2a, whose product is annotated as anoctamin 2a. Gene Ontology annotation, cellular component: plasma membrane. The record is from RefSeq and is a predicted model, not a curated record. Gene Ontology annotation, molecular function: protein dimerization activity; chloride channel activity. The transcript is spliced from 28 exons. Bases 109 to 4050 code for a protein of 1313 amino acids. NCBI's taxonomy places the organism in Eukaryota, Metazoa, Chordata, Actinopteri, Pleuronectiformes, Pleuronectidae. Gene Ontology annotation, biological process: chloride transmembrane transport.